CGCACGAUAAAAGACGAUAAAAGUUAGGAAUAAUUCGAAUAAACUGCCGAAUUAAAACUAAACCAACCAGCAACGUGCGGCUGCAGUUCCUGAAAUCAACUUCCGCGCCCCCUUCCAGCCCUGAACAAUCCCAACUCUUUGUUCUCUGUUCUCACUCACUUACAAUCAGUUGGAAUCAGAUUAAAACAUCAACAUCUACUUCCUCUGCAUCUCCACAGCAUCAGCAUGGUCGAAGUAUCCCUCACAGUCGGAAAACUCGACGCCAGCAUCGCAGUGCUCCUCACAUCCGACCACCACCUGAUCGAGUUCCCCUCGAUCCUGCUCCCGUCCUCCGUCCAAGCCGGCUCGAUCGUGAAGAUCAACUGCACCGAGAACUUCGACGCCGAGCAGAAAGAGAAAACCGAGUUCGAUGCGCUCCAGCAAAACAUCUUUGAGCUCUACGGCAAACGGUCGCCUAUCCGGCCGCAGCUCAGAGUGCGCAAUGCGACGCAGACCUCAAUCGUGCUCGAAUGGGACUCGCUCGAUCUCGCGACCGCGGACCUGCGCUCGCUCUCGUUGUUCCGCAAUAAUACGCGGCUGGGGAAGAUCCCCUCGCCAAUGACAAACACGUCCACAAAGCUCUCCGGCCUCUCGAUCGACACCGCGUACACGUUCCACCUCGAGCUCGUCACCUCAGCAGGCACAUACCUAUCCGACAAAGUCACCGUGAAAACCCACAAGAUGACCGAUCUCAGCGGGAUCACCUGCUGCGUGGGCGUCGUCAGCGACGAGGACCGCGCGAUGCUCGAGGAGACGGUCGCCAGGAUUGGCGCAAAGCCGCUCCAGGACCGCGUCCGUAUCGACACUACGCAUUUUAUCUGCGUCGAGGGCGUCGGGCCGCAGUGGGAGCGCGCAAUGGAGACAAAUAUCCCGAUCGUGGGGCCAGAAUGGCUUCGUGCUUGUGAGAGCGAGGGCCGAAUCGUUGGAGUCAGGGGAUACUAUCUGAAUGCUGAUCCUAAAACACGACCGGCAGCUCGGCAGGGUGCCGGUGCCAGAUCUACCGGUGCGGCAAGUACUCCUUCGCGCUCGCCUGCCCAGAAGCCGCUGGCUGCUCCCGCGAAGCCACCACCUGCACCUGCACCUGCUCCCGCACCUGCUAGUGUCGAGGAGCUGAAGCCCGUUGCUCCUGAGCCGAUCCCUGAGCCGGUUACUGAGCCUGCUGCGGCUGUAAAGGACGAGGAGGAGGACGAGGAGGAGGAGGAGACCACGACGACUGAAGGAUCAGUAGCAGAAGAAGCCUCGAAAUCCACAGAGACAAUCCGUCUCGGUUCAUCACGGUCAGAAAACGGCGAGGCCUCUGACAGAGAAGAAGAAGCAGAAGAAAAAGACGAAGCGGCAGCGGCAACAGCAGAAGAAGAAGCCGAUCGCGAGGCAGAAGAGGCCGCCGACGCCGAACUCGACGAAUCCGUGCAAUCCGGCGACGGCACAGGCGACAUCGGCAGUCUGCCCGUCUCCGGCGCGGUAGCCGAAGAGAUCGCGGCCGACAUCACGCCGCGCGCGUCGCGGGAGAUAAUGGUUGCAGAGCAAGCCGGGCAGUACGCGAGUAACAGCAAUUUCAACAAUUCGUCGUCGACGGUGGAUAAUUUCGAGGACGCGGCGACGACGGCGGGGGAUUCGUCGGAGGAGGAGAUUAGUGAUGAGGAUGACGAUGCGCGGACGGCGAUGGGGGACGAUGAUCGGGAUUUCGAGAAUGUUGCGUUGUAGCGUUGUAGUAGUGAGCUGUGAGUUAUAGAGAGAUUACAGAGGUUGAUCAAUAGUGAAGCAUUUUAGUGAAUUCAGAUA
Molecule: messenger RNA, 1821 nt
Organism: Myxozyma melibiosi
Lineage: Eukaryota; Fungi; Ascomycota; Lipomycetes; Lipomycetales; Lipomycetaceae
Product: chitin biosynthesis protein
Exons: 2
Coding region: 226-1743 (505 amino acids)
Biological process (GO): conjugation with cellular fusion; Golgi to plasma membrane transport
Cellular component (GO): exomer complex; trans-Golgi network
Molecular function (GO): protein dimerization activity
Source: RefSeq, a predicted model, not a curated record